CGUGCCCGCCAUGCUGCCGCCGGUGCUGCUCCGCCGCCCGCUCGCCGCCGCCGCCCGCCUGGCCCUGCCGCUGGCCGGCCCGCAGGUACGCCUUACUACAGGGCCCAGACAAAAUAAUGGCAUUUUCUAUGAAAUUCGUACAUAUGAUAUUAAGCCAGCAAAGAUGAAGGAGUUUUUGGAAAUGGUCAACAAGUACUUUCACUUUCGCACAGCUCACUCAGAGCUGGUGGGAUUCUGGUACUCGGAGCUGGGAGCGAUGAACAAGGUGUUUCACAUUUGGAAGUACGAUAAUUUUGCCCACAGAACAGCAGUCCGGCAUGCACUAGCAAAUGACAAAGACUGGCAGGGGAAAUUCAUCUCUGCAGCUCUCCCCUUGAUAGAGAAGCAGCACAAUGAGGUUGCUUACCUGGUGCCCUGGUGUCAACUUGGGAAGCCUCCAAAGGAAGGGGGUGUAUAUGAAUGGGUUACUUUCCAGAUGAAGCCUGGUGGGCCAGCAUUGUGGGGUGAAGCAUUUCGAGCUGCAAUCAAUGCUCACAUCAACACAGGUUAUACAAGCCUAAUUGGUGUUUUCCACACAGAAUAUGGAUUACUUAACACAGUCCAUGUGUUAUGGUGGAACGAGAGCCCAGAUCACCGGGCAGCAGGAAGACACAGUGCCCAUGAAGAUGCCAGAGUUGUAGCAGCUGUGCGUGAUAGCGUCAGAUUCUUGGAGUCCCAGCAAAAUGUGCUUCUGAUUCCUCUGCAAUGCUCACCGCUGAAGUAACCUUUUUCUAAAGGAUGUAACUGAUGGCAGAAGAGACGAGAUGUAAGUGCUGUCAGCAAGUGAUAUGGAUCCCCAUACCCUCAUGAGCUGAGCUGUUCUGCAGUUGACAAAAAAUGGAUGCAUAUUGCUGAUCCACUAUGAUCAGCACUUUGAUACCAGUUGUUAAACAGAAGUUUAUGGUGAUGUUCCUUCGUCUCCAGGACAAAGAACUUGAUCCAUAUCAUAACACAAAUCUUGCUUCACCAAUCAUCAGUUUUAAUCCCUAAGUUCUUCAUAAUUUUUUGCAUAGCUAGAUCACUUACCAGACUAAGUACUCUUGUCCAGCAUUCCAGCCAGGGAUGGUAUCAUUUUUAUAACAUACUUUGAUGCCUCUUAUAAUUAUCACAUCUUAGUUAUUCCAUACAGUUUAAGAAGGAAACCUCCCACAUAUAUAUUACCCAAUUAUGUUUUAAUCAGACUUCUCACUGGGAUGCUUUGUAUUAAUUCUGAGCAAUGUACAAUAUCAGUGUUGCUGGAAUUGCACUUAAGUGCAACAGUGGGACUGAUUAGGUAGUGCAUCCUAACAAUCUCUGCCAUGACACUUUUUACUUAAUAACUUGUUAGGGUUCAUUUCAGCCUUUUCCUUUUUUGUUCAUUAAACACUGCCUCAAAACUAUGAAUUAUCCACACAAGUUUUGCCUUGAGUAUUUUAAUAUUUGUUUAGGGUGCUAAAGGUGAUUAGCGCUUCUUGUUCAAUUGUGUUAUCAGACUCAUCUGAUUUACAUGUGCUGGUAUUCUUUGAAAUACUUUUUGUCAGACUGUUAAAAGCUAAAUAAAUGAGCAUAAAGCAUUAA
This is a messenger RNA of Hirundo rustica (Barn swallow), 1596 nucleotides long. It is a transcript of the gene NIPSNAP3A, whose product is annotated as nipsnap homolog 3A. The record is from RefSeq and is a predicted model, not a curated record. NCBI's taxonomy places the organism in Eukaryota, Metazoa, Chordata, Aves, Passeriformes, Hirundinidae. The transcript is spliced from 6 exons. Gene Ontology annotation, cellular component: mitochondrion. The coding region runs from base 11 to 763 and encodes 250 amino acids.